This is a messenger RNA of Caretta caretta (loggerhead turtle), 1457 nucleotides long. RefSeq names its product ARF like GTPase 11 (gene ARL11). Gene Ontology annotation, molecular function: GTP binding; GTPase activity. Lineage: Eukaryota; Metazoa; Chordata; Testudines; Cheloniidae. The record is from RefSeq and is a predicted model, not a curated record.
ACCACCAGGCUGAAAAGAGCAGCUCUUGUCUGAGUGACUCUGCAAGAUAUUCAAGUACCACAAAAAUCUCCUCCUAUUCAUCCUACCGCUCUAUUGAUUUCAGCAGCAGCACAAUGGGGACCUUGAGCUCCAAGGCUUGGUACAAAAGAGACGCCCGGGUGGUGAUGCUGGGACUGGAUUUUGCUGGCAAAUCCACCAUCUUGUCUAAAUUGAAGAGCAACGAGGUUGUGGAGACUUUCCCGACAGUGGGCUUCAAUGUGGAGUCUCUGAAAACCCCGUGUCAUCUACCCGUGACUCUCUGGGAUGUGGGUGGUCAAGCCAAACUCCGCACUAGCUGGAAGGACUAUCUGGAAGACACGGACACUCUCAUCUUUGUGCUGGACAGUGCCGACAAAACCCGGCUGCCAGAGGCAAUGGCUGAACUGGAGAAAGUUCUGAACAACGUAAACAUGACAGGGGUUCCAGUCUUGCUUCUGGCCAACAAGCAGGAGCUGCCAAGGUCCCUGUCUCUCUCAGAGCUGCGGGAGAUGCUGAAUCUCGAAUGGUUCAGUGGCCGAAGCUGGGAGCUGAGAGGGUGCAGUGCUCACACUGGCGAGGGGCUGAGGGAAGCCUUAAUGGCCCUGGCAGGACUUCUUAAGAGCCGGGAUAAGAAUUCCAGUGAAUGUGUCUAUGCGCCACUCCAGUGAUGAGGAUGUCUUUAAUCUCAGACGUGACUGGAGGGGGCAACUUGAGCAUGAAACUGGAAAAUCAGGUAACUUCUUCCACUAGUAAUCCCUCAGUACUCUGUUCAUCUCAGAAAUACCCCCUCUGCUCCUGGUAUGAUUAAUGGAACUCCAUAUGGCAUGUGUAAUAUUCCAAAAUAUCCCAUAGUUCUACUGCAGCAUGAAAUCACAUCAGAAACCCCCCUUAGCAAAGCUGCAUUUGUGGACAGCAAUGUUCUUGACCUUGCCUUGCCAGUUUUUCCUAAUCUGCUGCACCAGUAAACUCAGCUCUCACUACAGGUAUUACUUGGGGGACAUUUAUUAUUUUGUUCAUGUUAAACGUCUUACUCUAUGCGUUCUGGAUAUGGGUUUUGACCUGAUGAAGAAGAUAUUGCUGGGGUCAGUCUUUAUUGUAUUCCUCUAAACUCAGAUGCACUCAGUGCAGAGUAACAGUCCCCGAGGGGAUAUAUUUGAAUGACCUCAGUUCCACUUCUCUUACAACUUAUAGCACAUGUUUAUUGAUCUGAAACAGAGCAGAAUGGAAGGAGAAUGGCUGAACAGAAGAAAUUAAGCACAAGAAUUUAAACAACUCAUUGGCAAUUGGUUUUAGCAGUGUCCUUUGUGAGCACCAUGCUGGGCCACUGAAGCGUGAUCAGGAUUAGGUUGUGUGUUAUGUUUUUAGAACGUAUGUGUGGAUUUGUGCGUAUCCUGUUGUGUAUCAUUUUUGACAUGUAUUUAGACAUGCUUCAUUUUUAU